Molecule: messenger RNA, 1512 nt
Organism: Penicillium roqueforti
Lineage: Eukaryota; Fungi; Ascomycota; Eurotiomycetes; Eurotiales; Aspergillaceae
Product: endonuclease III domain-containing protein
Exons: 1
Coding region: 1-1512 (503 amino acids)
Biological process (GO): base-excision repair
Molecular function (GO): catalytic activity
Source: RefSeq, a predicted model, not a curated record
AUGGAACGCCGCAUUACUCGUUCUGCAGCCCGGGCUGCCACUGCAUGGAGUGCGGGAGAAAACAGCCCGUCUGUCACUCAACCACCAAACACUACUAAAGGGAACAAACGAAAGCGUCGAACCCCCAAUAAAUUGAAUACACCCAUAAUUCAAACAGUCACUGAGGUCAAAUCCUCCAAUGAUUCCGAUCCUGCAGUUAAACAAGAAAAACCAGUGUUGCCUCCUUUGUUCGAUGAGCUCCCUCAUAACCUAGGGCCAAUGCCGGCCCCUUUGUCUGUAGCAACACAGCCCACAGCUUCAAUUACUGGAUCUGACAAGGAAAACCAAACUUUAGAGGGCAACCAAAUUGGCAAUCCGUCUACUGAGUUCCAAGACACUGUGAACAAAGCUACAACCAAGUUGAAGAAAGAACCCAAGGUUCAAACUACCCAAAGCGGCCGCAAGCCAAAGAAAAAUACUUAUGGCUUGACGCCCGGUAUCUCUCCUUUCCCCGAAUUGGUUCGGCCCACUGCCGAGGAGUGCGAAGAUGUCAAUCGGCUGUUGUCCAGUAUCCAUGGCGUAGUCACUGCUCCAGCAACCAUUCCCGAGCCAUCCCUGACAGUCACCGGGUGUGGUGAAGUCCCAUCCGUUCUGGACGCUUUAAUCAGAACUCUUCUCAGCGGUGCCACCACGGGCAACAACGCCGCCAAGGCCUUUGGUGGGCUUGUGCAACGAUUUGGCAUUCUUUCAGAAGGCAUCGGCAAGGGAAGCGUGAAUUGGGAUGCUGUACGGCAGGCCACAGUGAAAGACGUGUUUGAAGCAAUCAAAAGUGGCGGAUUGGCCGACAUCAAAAGCAAGAACCUCAAGGCAAUUCUUGACAUAGUCCACGAAGACAACCAGGCGCGCCGAGCCACAUUGUUAGAUUCUGAGUCCAAGAAUGACUCAAUGUCCAACCUGGCGCCUGAAAAGGCUGAAAAGGACAAGCAAUACGAGAUUGCCUGCGCAGAUCAGAACUUUCUCUCUCUCAACCACCUCCACAAUCUCACCAGUGAAGAAGCCAUGACCGAUCUGAUCAAAUACCCUGGAAUCGGACCCAAGACAGCCGCCUGCGUGAUCCUGUUCUGCCUCCAGCGGCCCUGUUUCGCUGUCGACACGCACAUCUUCCGACUCUGUCGCUGGCUCGGGUGGAUCCCCGCCCGUGCAAACGAAGUAACCGCCUUCAGUCACCUGGAAGUGCGCAUCCCCGACCAUUUGAAGUACUCGCUCCACCAGCUGUUCAUCCGGCAUGGGAAGAUCUGCCCCCGGUGCCGAGCUGCUACCGGCCAGUCCAGUGCUGGCUGGGUGGAUGGAUGUGUCAUUGAUCACCUUUUAACUCGCGACGGCAAGCGCAAGAGCAAUGGUCCGACUAUGGUUUCUAAAAAGAAGGCUCCUGCUACGAGCGCGGUUGGUAAGCGCAAGAGAAUGAGCAAGGACUCCGAGGAGGAGACUGAGGAAAGCCUGAGUUCGCUUUCCGACGGAACAAGUGACGAGUGA